AUGUCCCGAAUUGCCUAUGUCAAUGGCCGCUAUGUCCGACACGCAGAAGCAGCAGUUCAUAUUGAAGAUCGCGGCUAUCAGUUUGCUGAUGGUGUUUAUGAAGUUUGCGAAGUUCGUUACGGCUACAUCAUUGACCUGACCAGGCAUCUCGACAGGCUGGAACGUUCGUUGCGCGAACUGCAAAUUCGCAUGCCAAUGACGCGCAAGGCGCUAACCCACAUUAUCAAGGAAACUGUCCGCAGAAACCGCGUCUAUAAUGGCAUGUACUAUCUUCAGAUUACUCGUGGCGUGGCAAAACGUGACCACUUUUUUCCCGCAGAUACCGUCAGCCCAUCUGUGGUCGUGACGGCCAAGUCGAUCAACAGGGAUGCCGGUGAAGCGAGAGCCGAAAAGGGAAUUGCGGUUAUCACGGUACCGGAAAACCGUUGGGAACGGGUUGAUAUCAAGUCAGUCGGCUUGUUGCCGAAUGUUCUCGCAAAACAAGAAGCCAAACUACGAGGUGCCACCGAAGCCGUUUUCGUCGAUGGCGAUGGCAUGAUCAAGGAAGGUGCUGCCACGAAUUUCUGGAUUGUCACAAAAGACGGCACAUUGUUGACCCGGCCCGCAGAACACGGAAUUCUGCGCGGCGUAACGCGUACAACUGUCAUGGAUGUUGCGGCAAAAUUGGGUUUGGUUGUGGAAGAGCGCGGCUUCUCGAUCGAAGAAGCCAAACAGGCCCGUGAAGCAUUUAUCACUGCCGCGACGACACUUGUUAUGCCGGUGAUAAUGUUAAACGAUUCGCCUAUAGGAAAUGGGCAUCCCGGGAUGAUAGCACCGCAACUGAGAGAAGCAUUUUUUGAUGUUGCUGAAAAAACGCCGUGUUGA
Messenger RNA from Darwinula stevensoni, 864 nucleotides. The record is from the annotation of a GenBank genome assembly. NCBI's taxonomy places the organism in Eukaryota, Metazoa, Arthropoda, Ostracoda, Podocopida, Darwinulidae.